Molecule: messenger RNA, 3318 nt
Organism: Phytophthora nicotianae INRA-310
Lineage: Eukaryota; Oomycota; Peronosporomycetes; Peronosporales; Peronosporaceae
Exons: 5
Coding region: 1-3318 (1105 amino acids)
Biological process (GO): proteolysis
Molecular function (GO): cysteine-type peptidase activity; zinc ion binding
Source: RefSeq, a predicted model, not a curated record
AUGUCGAGGGACGCCGUCGACGCUGUCCCACGAGCCGCGGACGACGCGCCUGCGCAGGAAGACAUGCGUGACGAAUCUCCUCUGGGUGGAGGCUCUGUGAUCGCGAACGAGCAAGUUAUUGCGGAGUCUGGAGGUGAGCAGGACCGGAGGAGCGCUGGAGAUGACGCGAAACAGGCUGUAGAGCCUGGAGGAAGCCUAAUCAGCCAGACAGAGGACCCCGGAGGCCGCAACAUGAAUGUAAAGGCGAGCGAGCACAUGGAUGUAGAAGAUGAGCGAAAUACAGAGGCUGCGCGGUCAUCAGAAAUGGAUGGUGAUGGUGAAGAUGCUGGAAGCCAGAACACCAGUGACGCUGCGAGUGUGACCGUGGACCCCGCAGUCAAAUACCACGCGAACUGGGAAGCCUGGCAGAACUACUUCGUCGACUACUGCCGACGUACGCUACAAGUCAUCCCCGUGAAGGAGACAAUGUCAUGCGCAGAAAGGAACAAGCGGCUAAAGAAGACGAAGAGAGGUGUGGAUGAGGAUCAGCUGGUCCCAACUGAAUUUGACCCGUACCAGCGCACGUACAUCUGUACGCACGGCUGGAAAAAGAGAAAGUCGCGCAGUGAGGGCAGCCGCCCACGUCAGCACGUCCGGCUGACGAGAUGUCCCUUCAGAUUCGUGGUACAGUGGAAUUUGGCGCGUGGAGAGCUUCAGGUGAAGAAUGGUGUCUGGUUACACAACCAUCAAGUCUCUCCCGCGGCUUUCGCGACGUACCCGUCGUCGCGCGGUGUGUUUCACCCGCUGGUAGGUGCGCGUGUUCAGGGUAUGCUGGAGGUUGGAGCCAAGCGAUCUAGGAUUUACGACUACCUCUUAGAGCAUGACGAAAACGUCAUGCAGGCGGACGUUGACAAUCUGGUGCGUGACUAUUCUUCAUCCAUGACAAACGUAGACGACAACGAGGAAACAGCGAGGGAGCUCGCAUUGUUUGCCGCAGUCGACCCCGAGAACCUUUUGUCGGUGGCCGAUACGGACUGUGGCGAGACAGGAGUGAUAUCGAUUGCAAGUGCACACAUGCGGCUUGUGUUUGCGCGUUUCAGCGAGGUGUUGCUAUUGAUUGCAGCCAUAAGACGAAUCGGUGCAUAUAACUACCAACUACUGACGUUCAUGGGAAUGAACGAGUUUGGCGAGGGUGCAGUAGUUCAACAGUCUCUGAUCGAGGCAAAUGGAGAUUGGCAUAUGGAGAGAGCCAUCGACCAUUUCAAACGAUUUCACCCUACGCGCAUCGACUUGCUCCAAGUGAUAGUCGUCGACAAGGAUUUGAAUGAGAUACGGGUGUUGGAGGCAAAUUUUCCUGCGGCCCGGAUCCUGUUACGUCAUUUUCAUGUUAUUAAGUAUCUAAAGGAGAUGCGCUCGAAGCCCGAGUUCGGCAAGAUCUCAUCAGACGACGCAAGCCAAGUAGACGCUGCAGUGCAUAAGAUGGUAUACGCCUCCAGUGAACACAAAUACAAAGAGGCACACGAAUCUCUAAAGGGCUUUUGCGAAAGAUGUGGUAUCGAUCGUUUCUUCAAGUAUUUUGAGAAGAAUUGGCACUCAUGCACAGACCGUUGGGUGUAUUAUCUGCGAGCUACACUCCCCCACUUCAACAAUCACACAAACAACAGAUUGGAGAGUUACUUUGGCAAGCUGAAAGAAGGAAUCGACAGUUUGAUGUCUAUGGCCAAUUGUAUCAAGGCGUUGGUAGCAUUCGAUCGGCGGAAGCAGAACGAUUACGAAUACAGGUUGACUAGAAUUGGUCGGUUCAGCAAUUCAAACUACGACGAAGAAAUGUCGACUGUCCUGCGUUUCACUACGCACUAUGCGGCCCGCCAGAUAGAGCGGCAAUACAUACUAGGGUUGGAAAAUGCCUCAAUGUACAACUUCGAGAAAGAUCCUGAAGAAUUGAGCGUCGUCAAAAUCGGUGGGAUAUUCAAAACGCAUGCUCUUCGAACCGAUGACUGGAAAUGCAACUGCGAGUUUGCAGCUUCGAUGGGUUUGCCAUGUCGACAUGCUAUAGCGUAUCGGAAAUACACCAACGUUCGAACACACUCGGAGAGAUACACGGAGGCUGUUCGCGCAACCCACUUGAUUGCCAGUGAAAUAGCUGACAUUGAAGACGAAGCUGAGUUCGAGAGUAUGCUGCAGUUUGUUAUGAGUCAAUGGAGAAACGUCCGGCAGAAAAAAAUUGCGGAGGAUAUCCCCGAAGGAGACUUGAAAGAGGCUCUGAAAAUGGAAGACCGGCAUGCUUUUUCUGAUGCUGAUUUAAAAUGGGAGUUUGAAAUUAGCAGUAGUGAUGAUGAAGAAUGUUGUACUGGAGACGCUGCGAACUCUGAUGCGAACACAGAGAAGAAUCCGCCUGCCUCGUCAGUGUCUAUACGUCUCAACCCAAAGGCACGGAAGGUUGGGGCCCCCAAAAAAGCCAAAAAGAAGAUAGUGGCCGGUGAACGUGCUGACAGGAAGUGGUAUGAAGCAGCCAAGGAAGGCCGCAAUAAAUCUGGGGAAGUGACAUUACUUGCGGUGGUGAACUCGUUAGAUCACGUCCAGCCUGGGCUUCGUGAGGUGCAGAGGCGUUUAUCGGGUAUCAUCGUGAAGUAUGGGGACGCAGAGUCGAAAAAGCCCAAACUGCACAUGAUGAAAAAUCCUGUUUUGAUACAGGAUCCGUUCUAUCUACUUCCUACGAAGUUGUUGGAGGCGUGCAUAAAGAUACUUCCCGUGUCCAAUUCGAAGGAAGAUGCCAUCACAAUUGACACAUCACAGACUAGCCAACCAACUGAGGAGAAGACGGGAAAACUUGUUGAAACUAUUGUCAUCAAGGACCAAGUGAAGGAGGACGGAGUAGACACGGUGUUGCUCCCGCUCAACUUUGAUAACUUCCACUGGUGCUGCGUGGUCGUUAAGGCCAACGCUAAGCGUAUCUAUUACUACGAUCCGCUAAACCACGCUUCCUACAAGAACGCUUGUAACGCAGUGGGAACUCAUCUCAAGAUCUUAGGCCUGCUAGAUUACGACGUGAUUGCCAUGAAUAAUCCUAUCCAGUUUGAUGAACACAGCUGUGGAGUGUUUGUCGGCUGGAUGUUCAUCUGUCAGGCCAUUUCACAUGACACUAUGGAAGAUGACGACAAGGAGGAGAAAACCCCUGCCCCAAGAAACACCGGAGACGACGACGCAGGGGACGAAGUGCAGCAUACGCAGAGAGCUGCACGAAUUGAAGACGCAGAGGACGAAGUUUCACCUACGCAGAGAGCUGCAGGAGUUGACGACGCCAAGAGCGAGGUUCUACCGACACAACCUGCGCAGUGA